Messenger RNA from Aegilops tauschii subsp. strangulata, 2045 nucleotides. RefSeq lists its product as uncharacterized. NCBI's taxonomy places the organism in Eukaryota, Viridiplantae, Streptophyta, Magnoliopsida, Poales, Poaceae. The record is from RefSeq and is a predicted model, not a curated record.
CGGAAGGCCGGUCCACUCCUCCCCAUGGUCCAUUUCAUCAAAGCAGAUUACAACAACAAGCUGCCCCAAACAGUAGCUCCUACAGUAGUAGUAGUCGUGCCCUCUCAUCGUCUUCUUCCUCCUCUCUGAAUCAUAAAAGAAACUCAAAAGCCAGUGAAGCUUCCUCUUCCUCCAAUGAAUCUACCUCCUCCGCUGCAUAUAUCCAAGCAUUCUUUACUCGCGCCACUAGCUAGCUAGCGUGCUCUGCAUGCCAACGCCACCUCGUGUCCACUAGCCGUACGUACGUAGCAGCUUCUCUCAAGAGCGCAGCGCGCCAUGAGCAACGUGUUCGGCGUCGGCGGCCAUGGCCGUGGUGACCACGGACAUGGAGGAGGAGGAGGGGAGCAGCAUGGGGGAGCGGACGGCACGCUGCUGUGCUACUUCCACCCGCGGGAGCUGCUGGUCGGGGUCUGCGCGCACUGCCUCCGGGAGCGCCUGCUGCUGCUCCUCGCCGCCAAAAGCAACAACGGCGGGGGCCGCGCGCGCCCGCCGGCCGACGGCGCCAGCUACCUGUCGGCGCGGCCCUACUGCCGGGCGCUCCGGCGCCGGACCGGCAGCCUCUCCAGCUCGCUCCCCAAGGUGUUCGCGCUCGGCUCCUUCCUCCAGCGCCUCGACUCCUCCCGCCACCACCACCACCACCACCCCGACGAGGUCGUCCACGACCACGACGGCGGCGGCGGUUGCGAGGACAAGGACAGGAACGCCGGCGCCGAGGACGACGACGCGGCCUCCGUCGCGAGCCUCGAUGAUUCCUUCAUAUCCAUCAAGUUCGAGGACAACGGCAAGGCGACGUGGGUGGACAGCCAGCAGACGUCACUAAAGCCGGUGCGCGAGGCGCCGGCGGCGGCGGCGGCGGCAGCGACGACCAAGACAACGAAGACGACGGCGUUGGUGGUGGAGCAGGCGAGCCGGCGGGGCGGCGUGACGCGGUGGCGGAAGCAGGUGGUGGGGCGGCUGCUGCAGCUGGCGCGGUGGAAGCGGGCGUCGGGCAAGCAGUCGUCGUCCUCGGCGGCGGCGGACCAGCGGUCGAAGGUGCGCGGCGGCGGCGGCCGGGGCUGGAUCCGGAGCCUGACGCGGCGGCGCGCCGCGCACGGCGAGAGGGCGUGGUCGUGAGCGGGCCACGGCCACCUACACGUCCACACGUGAUCGGUGGAUCGAGGAGUAUGUUAUGUACGUACGCACGUGGCGCUCCUGUUUGUUUGUGACCUUGUGCAUACGGCCAGCCACAGAUCCAUCCAUAGCCAUAUCCAUUUCCAUAUAGCAAUCAUAAUCAUAUAUAGAUAUAUAUAAAUUUACACAGCAAAAGAAGGGAAGAAUCGCAUUAAUAUUCUGCAGAUCUCGUUUCUUUCUUCUUGCAUGAGAGGUGUUUGUUUGUUCCCAAGAAUCUUGCUUGCUCAUGAGUUUUGACAUAUAUAAAAACAGAUUUAAAAAACGGCUCGUUGUGUAUGCAUACAAAUGUAUGUUUUUCGUUCCGGCAACAAGUGCUGCCAUGGUAUUACUCUCAACUCUCAAGUCUGGAUUGCUUGUGUAGUGUCGAUUUUCAGCAAACAUCCGAGAUAAUUUUUGAUGUGUAUGCGUGCGUGCGUGUGUUGUUUGUUGUGAUGUAUUGUCCUGUACUAGAUGAGUAUAAGAAGAUUGGGAAUGUUUGUUAGCUGAGUAGACAUCGGCAGGCAGCUGAGGAUCACCUUUCAGCUGCCGCUGCAGCGACUCAAGUGACAAGGACGGAAUGACAGAUUGUAGAAUAGGUAGAUCGAUGAUGGGUUUGGUAUGUUGACGCACGCAUGCUAUGCUCUCUAUACAUGCCGUCUAGUUGUCUGUGUAUGCUACUACUUUUUUUUCAUCUUUCUUUAGCUGCCUUUUCCUCCUCUCUGACGGCCCCAACAGAGCUUUAGCAGGGUCAGAGACAUAGUAUCUCCUUUCAAGGAGAAAGGAGAAAAGAGAAGGUUUUGAGGAAAGCAGACAAGAAAUUCCUGGAUAGAUUAGAUGGGAGGGAUCUCAAACAAAGC